AUGGAUUUGAAGAACUGCAUAUUGCUUGUGUCCUUAGCCUUAGCAAUGGUGAUCGGCCUCUCUGAUGGGUUCGAUUUCAACGAGAAGGACCUAGAAUCCGAAAACAGUUUAUGGGACCUCUAUGAACGGUGGCGUAGCCAAUAUACUGUCUCGAGAAGCCUAGAUGAGAAGCAAAAGAGGUUCAAUGUUUUUAAGGAGAAUGUAAAGCAUGUCCAUCAAGUUAAUAAGAUGGAUAAGCCUUACAAGCUUAAAUUGAACCAGUUUGCUGACAUGACAAACUUAGAGUUCCGUACUCACUAUGCGGGGUCAAAGACUCGCCAUCAUCGAAUGUUAAAUGGCAAGAAGACGAGUGAAAGUUUCAUGUAUGCAAAUGCCGAUAAUAUUCCUCCUUCCAUUGAUUGGAGGAAGAAGGGCGCUGUUACUCCAAUCAAGAACCAAGGCCAAUGCGGAAGUUGUUGGGCAUUUUCAACGGUCGGAUCAGUUGAAGGUAUAAACCAAAUAAAAACAGGGAAGUUGGUGUCAUUGUCCGAACAAGAGCUUGUCGACUGUGAUACCUCACAGAACCAAGGAUGCAAUGGUGGUCUGAUGGAUUUGGCGUUCGACUUUAUUAAGCAAAAAGGCGGUCUUACCACUGAAGAAAACUACCCUUACCGAGCUGAAGAUGGAAGAUGCGACAAAUUAAAGAUGAACAAUCCAAAGGUAUCUAUAGAUGGGCAUGAAGAUGUGCCUGAGAAUAAUGAAGGCGCUUUGCUUAAAGCUGUUGCCAACCAACCUGUGUCCGUGGCCAUUGAUGCUGGUGGUGAUGAUUUGCAAUUCUAUUCAGAGGGAGUGUUCGAUGGAAAAUGUGGAACAGAAUUAGAUCAUGGUGUUGUGGUAGUAGGCUAUGGAACAACAGUUGAUGGAACCAAAUACUGGAUAGUGAAGAACUCAUGGGGAGAAGGUUGGGGAGAGAAGGGUUAUAUAAGGAUGAAGCGCGACAUCUCUGACAAAGAAGGAUUAUGUGGAAUUGCAAUGGAAGCUUCAUAUCCAAUCAAGAACUCUUCCAACAAUCCUAAUGAGUACUCCACCAAGGAUGAACUUUAA
Molecule: messenger RNA, 1083 nt
Organism: Amaranthus tricolor (Joseph's coat)
Lineage: Eukaryota; Viridiplantae; Streptophyta; Magnoliopsida; Caryophyllales; Amaranthaceae
Product: vignain-like
Exons: 4
Coding region: 1-1083 (360 amino acids)
Cellular component (GO): lysosome
Molecular function (GO): cysteine-type endopeptidase activity
Source: RefSeq, a predicted model, not a curated record